AUGGCGCGAUGGCAAAGGGUGGCGGUGAUCGGAGCAGGGGUGGCCGGGCUUACAGCAGCUCGGGAGCUCCUACUCCAUGGCCACUCGGUGGUAAUCUUCGAAAGGGGCGACCGCUUGGGGGGUACUUGGGUGUACGACUCUCGAACUGAAUCCGACCCCAUUGGCCAAGAUCCUUCGAGGAACAUCGUUCACGGGAGUCUCUACCGAUCGCUUCGUACGAACCUCCCCCGUCAGAUCAUGGGCUUCCUCGAUUACCCCUUCCCAGGGCCCGAAAGGAGCUACGGCGACCCAAGGACCUUCCCAUCGCACGAGGAGGUCCUGGCCUUCAUCGAACAUUUCGCGCGGGACUCCGGGUUGGGCGACUCAGUGCGAUUGGGGGCGCAGGUGCUCCGGGUGGCGCAGCCGGGGCCGGAGGGGGAUUGGGUGGUUGAGUGGCGGGACUUAGCGUCGGGGUCGGUGGCGACGGAGACGUUCGGGGCGGUGGUGGUGUGCACCGGGCACACUACCCAACCGAGGUUGCCGGAUGUCCCAGGUAUGAUGUCGUCCGAACAGCCUUGCAGAUUAGUCUUUCCCACAAUUUAAUGCCUAGAAAAUGCCAGGGUGGUUCACCCAUGAUCGAGCAGAUCUCUUGAUCUGGGCGAUUAUCCCCUCCAGUUUUGUAAUAGAAAGCAUAAAACUCAGAGGUUUGUGACGAUGAGGAGCCCGAGGAAGACACGAGAUUUGGUGCUAUUUUUUUUCACUGAAAGGGACUCAACUAACAAUACUGCUGCGGCAGGCAUCGAGAGAUGGCGCGGGAAACAAAUCCACAGCCACAAUUACCGUAUUGCAGAAACUUUCAAGGAUCAGGUAUUCAAUCUCUGCUAUGGUCAUCACCAUGUCCCAUAUUACACGCCAAUUGGCUGUUCAGGAGGACGAGGUUGUUUGGUUUACAUAGUAGCUUUUCGUGGUGGUCGUCAAGCAAUCUUUGUGAGCAUGAUGUUGAGGUCUCUCCAUUUUUGUCUAGUUCUUAUGAAGAAUGGAGGUGCUUCUGGUAUUUGGAAUUCACGUGUAUAUUGUAAUCUAUCUGACUUACUGGCAAUUCUUCCCAAAUGUCAUGUGAACAGUCAUCUUGCUCUCUUAACAAGUAACUAUUUUAUUUUAUUCUCAGCAUGUAAUAUCCAUUUGGUACUAAUUUUUAAGUUUCAAUCAUUCUUUUCUAAUAUAGUGGCUCGACGAGAUUUUUAAACGGAAAGGUUCAAUAGUUUUUAGAUAAAGAUUAAAUAUUUCCAGCUAUUUCUAUGCUUGAUUAGACCCAAAGCUGGUAAUGUAGAAGUAUUGUUUUUUUUCCAAAGCUAGGCCAAAACAGAUAUUGUCUGUCGGAAUUGGCAAUUGAAUUUCAUAAGUCGAAUGUGAUCAUUUGCAUUGCGAUGGAAUGGAAGACAUUACAAUGCACACUUUUUCUCAAAAUUUAUACUAUAAGUGGAAAUUGUGGACAGGGUCAAUGUAAGCUAGGAGCUCUUGGAAAAUGAACCAUCAUUUCAUCGUCGAUUUUUUUCCUUUUACUUUAAAUGUGUGCUUGCAAUGCUUGAUAUUUUGGAUCACAAAGUCUCUAUAUGUUUAUUUCAGAUUGUUGUCAUAAUCGGAAAAGGUACGAGUGGUAUCGAUAUCUCGUUAGAAAUUUCGACAGUGGCCAAAGAGGUUCACAUAUCAUCAAGAUCAGAAGAUAAUGUCAUUAAACUCGACAGUCGUAGUAAUAUUUGGCUGCAUCCCACGGUAAACUGUCUUUCAACUGAAAAAAAUUUCGCAAUCAUGAUAAUUCAGAUAAAGUUAUCUUAGAUAUAUAAUGCAGAUAAAGUGCAUCUCUGAAGAUGGCUCUGUGAUUUUCCGGGAUGGGACUCCACUCACUGCGGAUGUCAUCUUGUACUGCACAGGGUAAUGCUGUUGAAUUCGUUUAAUUUUAUGCAAAUAUUAUUGUAAAUAAUAGUUCUGAUCAUCAGCUGACUUUGAAAAUGCAACGGACCUACCUUGUUUCUGGCAUCAUGACGCACUUCCGAUGCUUACUUUUAAUCUCUCUUCAUGAAACAUAUGCUUCCUGUAGGUAUGAGUAUCAGUUCCCUUUUCUGGAGGCUGGCAAGCUCAUUAGUGUCAACGACAACUGUGUUGGGCCUCUAUAUAAGCACGUUUUCCAUCCUCUUUGGGCUCCUUGGCUUUCUUUUGUUGGCAUAACCAAUAAGGUUAGUUUUUUCUUUUCUUCUUUUUUUUUUUUGGAUCUGUUCAAAACCCAACUGCCAAUGAUCCUCGUAUUCUUAGACUCCAAGAUCUAGUUCCUCUAUUCAGUGUGGGGGUUUGGCCAUACUUCUUGAUUGUUCUACAUCCUCGAGUAACAUUUCUUCUUUCACAUCAAAUCAGGCGAUUCCAUUCUUGCUUAUAGAGCUGCAAUCCAAGUGGGUAGCAAGCGUCCUAUCUGGCGGGGCCAAAUUGCCGGGAAAAGAGGAGAUGGUGGCUUCAGUGGAAGAAACGUACUCAUUCAUGGGGAAAUCAGGGGUUCCCAAGCGCCACGCUCAUGCACUAUAUCCUUAUCAGGUGUGUUUCAAACAGCCACCACAUGUUAUUAUAGAACUUGAACUGGGUGAUUGACGGGCUCUUCGACUGGGUUCUGGGCAGCCGGAAUACAAGGACUGGCUUGCUGCUGAGAUCGGCUUGGCCCCGCUAGACGACUGGAGGGAUCAGAUGUACCUUUCGGCGGUGGAGGGGAUACUUUCCCAUGAUGAUGCCUAUCGGGAUUCCUGGGACGAUGACUUCUGGCGUGAGAAAAUAGAAUCUGCAUCUCAGAGGGCUCGAUCUGUGUAUAUAUAA
Spirodela intermedia is the source of this 2835-nucleotide messenger RNA. The record is from the annotation of a GenBank genome assembly. Lineage: Eukaryota; Viridiplantae; Streptophyta; Magnoliopsida; Alismatales; Araceae.